CAAGAUGGCGCCAUCACAAAGUGUUGGUCGGACAAGAGCCAGAAGGGCAACGUCCCAAAUGGACAAAAGACAGUCAAGAAGACGCACGCAACAUUUGGAGCACACUCGAGGACAACAUGUGGCUUCGCGAAGACCUUCUAAAGUCCAUUUGGCACGCUUUCACAGCGCUGGACGUGGACCAGCGUGGCAAAGUGUCCAAGUCCCAGUUAAAGGUGCUGUCUCAUAGCCUGUGCACCGUCAUGAAGAUCCCCCAUGACCCCCUGGCCCUUGAGGAGCAUUUUAAAGAUGACGACAAAGGGCCUCUCUCCAACCAGGGCUAUAUGCCGUACGUCAACAGGUUCAUUCUUGACAAGGUACGAGAAGAUUUUGAUGUUUUGGAAUUGAACAAGAUGUGCUGGACGCUGUGUCACAAGAAUAACGUCUGCGUUAAUCAUCUACUCAUCUCAAACUACGACGCUUUUAAAAUCUGGUGCAUUUUCAACUUCCUGUCCGAAGACAAGUACCCGCUUGUCAUUGUCACUGAGGAGGUCGAGUACUUCCUGCAAAAGCUGACCGAGGCCGUGGCGAGCGGCUGGCGCGAGGAGAAUCUUUCGGCAUCCACGCUCCAGGCGAACGGGAGCCGCUGCCUGACUGCGUGGGAGCUGAUCCGACUGGUGGGAAGCGGUGCCUUCGGCGAGGGCGUGGACCGGGCAAGUCUUUCUCUGGGCAUCAACGAGGUCUUCCAGGAGCUCAUCCUGGAUGUGCUGAAGCAGGGCUACAUGAUGAAAAAGGGCCAUAAGAGGAAGAACUGGACCGAGCGCUGGUUUGUGCUGCGACCCACUUCGAUGUCGUACUACGUUCGCGAGGACCUUGUUGACAUGAAAGGACACAUCGCUCUCGACCAAAACUCUUGUGUGGAGUCUCUUCCAGACAGAGAGGCAAAGAAAUGCCUGUUCAUCAUCAAGUGCCCCGAUAAAAGCUUUGAGAUCAGCGCGUCCGAUAAGAAGAAGAAGCUGGAAUGGAUUCAAGCUAUUCAAAGCUGCGUCCGGCUGCUGAGGUCGGGGCUGGCGUCCCCUCGUCGCGAGGCCAGGCUGAGGCGCCGCCGGCUGCGGCAGAGGCGGCGGGAGGAGGAGGACGACGACGACGACCUGGCCGACGGGAUGAAGCGGCUCCUGGCGGCCAAUGAGAGCAAACGGAUGCAGCUGGUCGCCGUGAGGAAGAAAAUGGAGCAGGUUGCGGCUGAAGCAGCGACAGAAGAAGAGAGGACGAAGAAGACUCAGUUGGAUCUGCAGGAUCGCUUCAGACUGGACCUGGAAAGAGAGAAAAUGGUGCGUCAGCACGUGGAGGCGCAAGUGGCCCAGAAGUCCAGCGAACUGGAGCAGUAUCUACAGCGUGUCCGCGAGAUGGAGGACAUGUACCGUCAACUGGAGGAAUCCUUGGAGGACGAGAGGCGGGCCAAGCGGGAUGAAGAGGCCGUGCGCAAGCUGCGGGCCAGGCCGCUGGACGAGGAGGCGGCCGGGAGGGCCGAGCCGGAGCGGCGGAAGAGGGCCGAGCGGCGGGAGCCGGCGGCCGAGGAGGAGCGAGAGCGGCGGGCGGAGAGGGUGGAGACGGAGCGGCGCGGAGCUCUGCAGAAGUAUGAGGAGGCGGCGAGGGAUCCGGAGCGAGCCGCUAACAAGACCAAGAAGCGGAGAGAGCGAGCGGGCAGACGCCAGGGGCUGGCGCGGCUCAUCCAGCCAGGUAGCGGGCGUCUUUUAGGGACACUUCCGCAACCAAAUGCGGACGCCGGCCAACUCUGAGCAUUUACAGACAAAAACAUUUGUUGUUUUUUCUUCAGAAAUUGGGUCAAUUCAAAUCGAUUGUUUUUAUUCAUUUCAAUUUUUUUCCUAUUGUUAUUGUUUGUCAUAUAACGCAAAUAAUUUCAGUUGCAGUUGUUUAAAGUGCUCUAUAAAUACAAUUGGGUUGAGUUAUUUGAUUUAUUGUAAAUCAUUAAAUACAAAUAUUAGUAAAUGUCUCGUUUUUCGCACAGAAAAAGUUCCACUUUUGUCUCGUCAGACCACAAAAGUCUUCAAGAUGUUGAGAGGAGCUCAAAGAACAUUGUUGUCUUUGCUCAGCAGGCCACUUUCUUUUUUUGUUGCGGCGUCUUUUGCGACCUCUUGGAUGAGUCGUCGCUGCGCUCUUGCGGUAAUUGGGGUCGGUGACUAAUAUAUGCAUUGAAGUGGGACAAACAUGCGAAAACAUCAAUCAGGAAGUGGGGAAAAACCUUUUUCACACCACUGUAUAUCAAAUCACUGUUCCUCAUUGAAAUGCCAAUCCAAAAAAGUUUUGUUCCAUUUUUAAUCAAGAGUGUUGCGAGUAUUUUCCUUUUGUAUUUGUGUUUGUUUGUUCUGUUGAAUAAAUAAUGGGGUUUCUUUUCUUCA
Messenger RNA from Phyllopteryx taeniolatus (common seadragon), 2396 nucleotides. RefSeq names its product switch-associated protein 70-like. Gene Ontology annotation, cellular component: nucleus; cytoplasm. The record is from RefSeq and is a predicted model, not a curated record. NCBI's taxonomy places the organism in Eukaryota, Metazoa, Chordata, Actinopteri, Syngnathiformes, Syngnathidae.